AAGGGGCCCUGUUGUUCAACAAUGGGGGAAAGAUUAGGACAAUGGGAAAUUGUGCUUCUGAUGGGGUGGGGACAGAGACGGAAAGGACAGACAGAUGGACAGAUGGGGGGCUGGACAGAAGGGGUCAGGUUUCUUGAAGCAGCUAGAGGACCUGAGAGUCUGGUUCCCACCUUGACAGCCUCUUCCCGGAGGCGAUGCGCACCCAGGCACCGGAGGACAGAGCUCAGCCUACAGAUGAGGCCCAUAUAGAAAAAUGGAGGCAUCUGGAGCUUGACAGCUAUGGCUCUUUGAGGCUCAUCUCUAUGCCCAUUGGUCCAACAUCCUCAUAUCUAUCAAUCAACUCUUCUCUGGUCAAAGAUGAAAUGAGGCACUUCGCUGUCUGCACUCUUCCAGCAGGACAAAAAGCUGCCAGUCACUGCUCCCUCCAUCUCUGCGAAGAGACCAUCUUCUAACAGAUCCAGCCCAGCUGACUCCCCAUCAUGCAAGGCUGGCUCAAUCUCCCCACACUCUGUCACUUCCUUCUCCCUUGGGCCUUCACCAUCUUCCACAAAGCUCUGGGGGACCCAGCAUCCCACGGGGGCCCCCACUACCUCCUGGCCCCCAUCCACGAGGUCAUUCACUCUCGUCGUGGCGCCACAACCACGCUGCCCUGCAUCCUGGGCACCCCGCCUCCCAGCUACAAGGUACGCUGGAGCAAAGUGGAACCAGGGGAGCUCCGGGAAACGCUGAUCCUUAUCACCAACGGACUGCACGCGCGGGGCUACGGGGCCCUGGGGGGUCGAGCCAGGAUGAGGAGGGGUCAUCAGCUAGACGCCUCCCUGGUCAUCGCGGGUGUGCGCCUGGAGGACGAGGGCCGGUAUCGCUGUGAGCUCAUCAACGGCAUCGAGGACGAGAGCGUGACGCUGACCCUGCGCUUAGAAGGUGUGGUGUUUCCGUACCAGCCCCGCCGAGGCCGGUACCAGUUCAAUUACUACGAGGCGAAGCAGGCGUGCGAGGAGCAGGACGGACGCCUGGCUACCUACGCCCAGCUGUACCAGGCGUGGACCGAGGGGCUAGACUGGUGUAACGCGGGAUGGCUGCUCGAGGGCUCCGUGCGUUACCCUGUGCUGACAGCGCGCGCCCCGUGCGGCGGCCACGGUCGGCCGGGGAUCCGCAGCUACGGGCCGCGCGACCGGAAGCGCGACCGCUACGACGCCUUCUGUUUCACCUCCGCGCUGGCAGGCCAAGUGUUCUUCGUGCCCGGGAGGCUGACGCUGUCUGAAGCCCACGCGGCGUGCCGGCGGCGCGGGGCCAUGGUGGCCAAGGUCGGGCACCUCUAUGCCGCCUGGAAGUUCUCGGGUCUGGACCAAUGCGAUGGCGGCUGGCUGGCGGAUGGCAGCGUGCGCUUCCCCAUCACCGUGCCGCGGCCGCGCUGCGGGGGCCUGCCUGAUCCCGGAGUGCGCAGCUUCGGCUUCCCCCAGCCCCAGCAAGCCAACUACGGGACGUACUGCUACUCCGAGUAGGGCCCACAGCACAGCCUCCGGCGCGCGCGACGAAGCCUGGGAGUCGUGGCAGAAGUCCUCUUGCCGCCUCUCCCGAGAACCUCCUCUCCCGCCAGAUGAGGAGCAGCCGCUCCUAACCCGCCUUCCUGGCGGAGGGCUACAGGCGGUAGAUCCGGGCUGGUCGGGUGUCGGGAGGGGAGGUAGUGGAGUCCUCGGUGGUGUUGUGCAGCUACGACCCUCGGACCUGCGGAUCAAGGCCCCGUGGCGUUUUGCGUGCCCCCGGCAGACGACUCAGCGACUGCUAGAGGGCGGGAGGGACGCCCAGGGCACAUUAACUGACCUCUGUAUGCAGCAAUAAAAUAACGGGAAGUUUUUGUGUUGGGCGAAGCUUUGCGCGGCGAGGCUUCCGGGAUAAGGGGAAUUAAUUCGGGCCCAGAGUGCUGACUGUGUCCGGAGGGGCUACUGCGGCUUAGGGGUGAGCCUGCAGGAGAGGGGAUGGCGAGGAGAUAGCACCAAAAGGCCUAAGGACAGUUGGAGACACAAUGAGCUCCUGGCCGGGUAUAAAACGGGGAGAUCGCAGGGUGUUGAGCCAGGCACCACUAGAGGGCGCACAAAUGCACCUCAGAUUAAAAUCUGCCAGAAGAGCUGCAACACCUAGGCCUACCCCCUGGGCACCACAGAAAAAAUAAAAGAGGGACCUAAAAAUAUUUCAAAAUGUGUUUGUAUCCUGCCAGUCUCCUAGAAUGGUUUGCAGAAGUACUAUUAAAGAAAGGAAAGUUAUACCGUUGUUACAAUUAACGGGAAAGUCACCCUAUGGAAGGAGGAGGCAGCAAACACCAGCAUGGUUCGGCAGGGUUGAUACUGGGGGUGAUUGCACAUUUGGAUCAGCGUUCACCAUCACCAUGGCCACCAAAGAAAAGAGGCAACUGGAUCAGGAGCUGUCUUAACAUCUGGCGAAAGGAAACAUACCAGUAACUCAACAUACGAACUCGAAUGUCAAUUCGUUUUUCAUAUAUAUUAUUUUUUAACUGUUCAAGCAGUCUAACCGCGGCACAAAAGCCUGGUCUAGAGACUAGUAAUGACUGGAGCAAAGGGUAUGACCCUUCUAAUAAGGCUUGAUGCACGUAAAAUUGCUUUCCAAAAGUGUUCUCACUAUUACUGUUAAAGAGAAUUCAUCUCAUAGGACUGUACAAUGUAAGAGACAGAGAAUGAUCAAAUGAAUAGCAUUUUCAAUAACCCUCAGAUAGCAAAUGAAGUAUUUGUGCCAGUUCCUAAGCUUUGGUUUUAUGGAAUUGGGCAUUGGAUAAUAUCUGCCUCCAAGUUUGUGAUGAGCAGUAUUGAGACAAUGCAUGUACUGGGUAGUACAUGCCUGCUACAUAAGAAGCAUGCAGUAAGUGGUACCUAUAAUAAUCAGUGAUUGUUAUAACAAUAAUUAUUAUUGUUCAGGUUUUUAUUAGAUAGCUUGUAGGAUUGGUUGCCAUAGCUCUUCUGGGUUUUCUAAGUUCUGGCCUAUUAUGGAAUCAAGAGCCUAGAAAGCUAAAAUCCUUGGCCCAGCAGUUUAGCCUGCAGGCAGACAUGGGUUUUCUUCAGUUUGAUGCCUUCAGACUUUGUCGAGAGACUAAUGAGAAAUUGUCAUGGGAGGAGCUUCCCAUUUGCUUGCUGCAAAGCUUUGUCUCUUUACCCAUAAAGACACAUGACCAUCCCUUACCAGUAUGGCUCAGUUGGUUGGAGCAUUGCCCCAUACACCAAAAGACUGGGGGUUUGAUUCCCGGUCAGGGUACACGCCUAGGUUGUGCAUUCGAUCUCUGGUCAAUUUCAGACACACAGAAAAACGGAAUUGUGUCACGAACCACUUCAUCGUUUAGCUUGACCAUUUCAAAUUUCUGCCCUUCUUUAUUUCAUCUAUCCCUAAGCUCAUGUUUGUUUUGGCUGGAGUAUUUUAAAGCAAAUCCCAAACAGUCUAUCAUUGUACCUGUAAUACUCAGUAUGUAUUUCUAACAUGCAGAGACUUUUUAAAAUAACCAUAAUUCCAUUAUCAAUCACAGUCUCCCAACAAAAUUAAACUGUAUUAUCUAUUAUUUAGUUAAUGGUAAAUUUCCCCUGAAUACCUAAAACAUAUCAUUUUAUAGUUGAUUUGCUCAAACCAGGAUACAACUAAGAUCUACAUAUUGUACUUGAUUAAAUUUUUGGUUAAAUUUUUUAAAGUAUCUUUGAAGCUAUAAUAUUUAUUAUUCCAUUUUGUCUAUGCCAUUUUGUUUGUUUGUUUAAGAAACUGGAUCGUUUUCCUGUCAAGUUUCCCACACUCUGGCUUUGGCUUAGUAUAUCCUUAUAAUGUUAUUUAACAUGUUCCUCUGUCUCCUGUAAUUAUAUUUAGAAGCUUGAUUUAAUUUGCAUUCACCUUUUUUCUAUUUUCUGACCACAAGUUCAUUCAACACAAAAUAACCCCUCCAGCUUUACUGAGGUGGUUGAACAUAUCCAUGACCCAAUCCGCCUCUAAACUGGAAUUCAGCUGCUGACCCAGCCUUGGCCUCAGCUUUCUCGUCAGCACCAGGGGGCACAGCACCCCAUCUGUAAGUGUCUCUGUCAGCUUCCCCUCCUGGAAGCCUUGCAGGUCGCUCACCCUCCAGACCUUUGGGCCUUGACCUGCCAGUCUCAGGCUGGCUGCAGCACAAAGUGGCAGGCACGAUCUCAGGGGGCAGGUAGGGGUAAUCGCGGAGAUACUAGAUGCCCUCGUUGGUAAGGUACCAGUAGAAAUGUCUCCAGGCACACUGUUCCUUUACGCAGCCUCGUGAUCUGAGAGACUGCAUGGCCUUCAUGACGUGAAGAUUAGGCAUGUUCUUGUCUGCCAGCUCAGGGUGUGUAGGCACGUGCACAUCCUUCUUGGCCACCAUCACUCCCUCCUUAAAAAGGAGUUCAUAAAUGGCAAUAUAGUUCUUGGGCAUCAACAUUGCAACAACUGCUGUGUAUGGGCCUGGAGCU
This is a messenger RNA of Phyllostomus discolor (pale spear-nosed bat), 4460 nucleotides long. It is a transcript of the gene HAPLN2, whose product is annotated as hyaluronan and proteoglycan link protein 2. Gene Ontology annotation, molecular function: hyaluronic acid binding. Gene Ontology annotation, biological process: cell adhesion. The coding region runs from base 480 to 1502 and encodes 340 amino acids. The record is from RefSeq and is a predicted model, not a curated record. The transcript is spliced from 8 exons. NCBI's taxonomy places the organism in Eukaryota, Metazoa, Chordata, Mammalia, Chiroptera, Phyllostomidae.